GCGUGAUGCAAAUGAAUUAAGGGACUUUUCACAAGUCAGGAUAAUUUAUGCUUUGAAGAAAUUUUGGACGAUAGAACAAAUCGCUUUUGCUGAGUAGCACAAUUGGUCAUCCAGUACAAGCCACAAGUGUACUGCCAGUUAGCUCGCCGUGUAGUGGGAGAAAUAUUUAUUUAUGAUGGCGACCGCAACACGCUCCGCUACCGAGAGCCCCGGCGCUGCCGCGACCCCGCUGUCACCGACCCGCAUCUCCCGGCUGCAGGAGAAGGAGGAGCUGCGGCGCCUGAAUGAUCGGCUCGCCGUGUACAUCGACCGCGUCCGGUCGCUGGAGCUGGAGAAUGACAGGCUUCUGGUUAAAGUCUCCGAGAAGGAGGAGGUCACAACUCGAGAGGUCGCCGGGAUUAAAGCUCUGUACGAGGCGGAGUUGGCGGACGCGCGGCGGGUUCUGGAUGAGACGGCGCGGGAGAGGGCCCGGCUGCAGAUCGACCUGGGCAAGGCCAGCGCCGAGUUGGAGGAGGUCAGCAGGAGCUUAAAGAAGAAAGAUGGCGACCUGAACGCAGCCCUGGCGCGUGUUAAGGAGCUGGAGUCUCUGUACAACAGGAGCGAAGCAGCACUCAACACCGCGCUCAGUGAGAACGGAGCUCUGAGGGACGAGGUGGCCGGCCUGAGAGCCCAGCUGGGCAAGGCAGGGGAUGCCCACGCAGUGGCCAAGAAGCAGCUGGAGGCGGAGACGCUGAUGAGGGUGGACCUGGAGAACCGCUGCCAGAGCCUGGCUGAGGAGCUGGAGUUCAGGAAGACCAUGUUCGAGGAGGAGGUGCGUGAGACGCGCAGGUGUCAUGAGAAGCGGCAGGUGGAGGUGGACACUGGGCGCGUUCAGGACUACGAGCUGAAGCUGGCGCAGGCGCUGCAGGACCUGCGCAGACAGCACGACGAGCAGGUGGCCGUCUACAAGGAGGAGCUGGAGAGCACCUUCCGAGCCAAGCUGGAAAACGCCAAGGUGACCUCCAACCUGAACGACAAGGCGCUGAGCGCGGCCCGGGAGGAGCUCCGGGAGGCGCAGGUCCGGAUGGAGAGCCUGGGCCUGCAGCUGUCCUCUCUGCAGAAACAGGCCAGCGCGUCGGAGCAGCGGGUGCGGGAGCUGGAGGCGGAGCUGGCGGGGGAGCGGGACAGGCACCGGAGGCAGCUGGAGGGGAAGGAGAGGGAGAUGGCCGAGAUGAGGGACCGUAUGCAGCAGCAGCUCAAUGAGUACCAGGAGCUGCUGGACGUCAAGCUGGCCCUCGACAUGGAGAUCCACGCGUACAGGAAACUGCUGGAGGGAGAGGAGGACCGCCUGAAGCUGUCGCCAACCCCGUCGUCACGGGUUACGGUUACCCGGGCAACCAGCAGCAGCCUGAGCAGCAGCGGGGUGAAGCGGUCCUCACGAGCGAAGCGGAAGCGUGUCGAGCUGGAGGAGUCUGGCGCCGCCCUGCUGCCCAAAGUGCACAUCAGCCAGGAGGCGGAGGCCACAGGCAGCGUCACCAUCGAGGAGAUCGACCUGGACGGCAAGUCCGUCACCCUCAAGAACGUCUCCGAGAAGGAUCAGUCUCUGGGCAGCUGGAGGCUGAGGAGGCAGAUUGGAGAUGGGGAAGAGAUCACCUAUAAAUUCACCCCCAAGUACGUCCUGAAGGCGGGGCAGACGGUCACGGUGUGGAGCUCCAAUGCAGGGGUGUCCCACAGCCCCCCCACGGACCUGCUGUGGAAGAGCCAGCCAACCUGGGGCACCGGGGACAACAUCCUGACCUCCCUGCUCAACUCUGACGGGGAGGAGGUGGCCAAGAGGACGGUGACCAAAACCGUGCUGGAGGCAGAGAACGAGAACGAGGAUGAGAAGGAUGGAGAGUUUGAGGAAGAGGAGGUUUUACACCAGCAGGGCCAUCCAAAAACCGGAUCCAGAGAAUGUUCUAUCAUGUGAACAUGGAGUUCUUUUUUGGUAUUUUCAUCGACAAUAUAUAUUUUUAUAGCUACAUUUUUGUACAUGCCAUUUCGGUUGUGACAACUCUAAGCAAAAUUAAUCCCCAACCUAUUUUUUAUCAUUACCUUUUCUUCAGACAUCGAAGAACACUAUGGCAAUGUUUUUGAGUUUUGUUUUCAGGUUUUUCUUGUUAAAGAUGAACUUUAACAGCAUACAGCCUUUUCCCCAUUGGAGGAACUUAUAAUAACUUGUAAUUGGGACACUUCACUGGUCAGUUCUAUCCAGCGCAUGACAGCAUUGCGUGCUGAUUGGUCGGGGUUGUGACAGGAGCAGAGUGCUAGCCAUGAGCACUUGGUUUUUAAUUUGUUUUCUUAUUGCCAUGACUUCUGGCAAAAGUGAGAUUCCCUACCUGUAAAAGUCAGAGUCACACAUUUACCUCUCAGGCCAUCAGGUAUGGUUGUUCUGCGGUGGCCGGGAGAGACACGCACACAUGCUGUCAUGCACUGAGCCAUUUCAGACUGCCAGUUACACAGAGGCUGCCUCUGAGAAGGCGUCAAACAGUGUGACCUUUGACCUCUUACUCUUAAUUCAGUUUGUGUUACUGGUAGGUGUGUUGUGUGGGCUUAUCAGACCAGCUUUACUGAUCAGAGAAAGUGGGACUGACAGGAUGUGACCCUAAAAAUGUCAUCCGUACGAGGGAGAUCAGCAAGGCCAGGGUCAUAUUUAAGAAACAGCCCUGUGCUGUGUGCAGGGAGAUUGUUGGCCUCGGAUGGAGCUGACAUUUGGACGUCCUGCGACGUCUUUU
This is a messenger RNA of Megalops cyprinoides (Indo-Pacific tarpon), 2753 nucleotides long. RefSeq names its product lamin-B2-like. The transcript has 12 exons. The record is from RefSeq and is a predicted model, not a curated record. Bases 173 to 1948 code for a protein of 591 amino acids. NCBI's taxonomy places the organism in Eukaryota, Metazoa, Chordata, Actinopteri, Elopiformes, Megalopidae.